Trichomycterus rosablanca is the source of this 972-nucleotide messenger RNA. It is a transcript of the gene cd81b, whose product is annotated as CD81 molecule b. Bases 51 to 761 code for a protein of 236 amino acids. The transcript is spliced from 8 exons. Lineage: Eukaryota; Metazoa; Chordata; Actinopteri; Siluriformes; Trichomycteridae. Gene Ontology annotation, cellular component: plasma membrane. The record is from RefSeq and is a predicted model, not a curated record.
AGCAUCGCUUCAUCGCGCUGUUACAUCCCAGCCUGCAUUUUACUUCCACGAUGGUUCUCACGGGAUGCUCACAGUGCAUUAAGUACACCCUGUUUCUUCUCAACUUCAUUUUUUGGUUGGCUGGUGGUGUUAUAUUAGGUAUAGCAGUAUGGCUACGUGCAGACACUCAGACAAGCAACCUGCUGAUGGUUCAGUUUGAAGGAAGCCAAGCUCCAGGAACCUUCUAUAUCAGUGUAUAUGUACUUAUAGCUGUUGGAGCUGUAAUGAUGUUUGUCGGAUUUGUUGGUUGUUAUGGCGCCAUUCAAGAGUCUCAGUGCCUCCUUGGAACAUUUUUCACGUGUUUAGUUAUAUUAUUCGCCUGUGAGGUGGCAGCAGGUAUAUGGGGUUUCAUCAACAAAGACACGAUCUCCACUGAACUCAUCAACUUUUAUGACACUGCCUAUAUGAAAGCUGUGGAUCCAGUAGAUAGCCCUACCAAACAGUCUGCCUCACAGGUUCUUCAAGCUUUUCAUGACACACUUGAGUGCUGUGGUAAAGGUGAUGAUAAUGAGUUAUUUCUGGCUGCCCAGGCAUCUCUUUGUCCGAAAAAGCCUGUGGACUUACUUGUUUCUCAGGAUUGCCAUUUAAAGCUGAAAGAUCUGUUCUCGGAGAGACUCCAUUUGAUUGGAAUGGUUGCACUUGUCAUAGCUGCUAUAAUGGUCUUUGAGAUGAUUUUUACCAUGGUCCUAUGCUGUGCAAUCCGUGCUGCUGUUCCAGCAUAAUAAGGGACACUUCUGCUCAAGUUGGUGACAGAAGAGGAAACUUAUCUUAAGUUUCACAAGCUUUAGACUGUGUUUUAUUUAACUAGUCAAAUCUAUUUUAUCCUAAAUAUGUGCAUUUUCUACAAAUGCUUUUUAUGCAAUGCUCUACACAUAACAUUGAACCUGAUAUUUUAGUAUCAAAUAUUUGGGCAUUCAAUAAAUGAUAAUGUCU